AUGGCACAGGAGAACAAGGAAGAGGCAGAUGUUGUCAAGGAGACGAAAAACGAUGUCCAGGCGAAAAACCCGGAGAAAGCGCGGCGCGGGAGUGCAUUCAAGAUCGUCGUUCGACGGAUGCCCCCGUCCAUGACUGAGACUGAUUUUCUGAACCAGUUCUCUCCAUUACCUGAACAUGACUCUUACUAUUUCGCUGAUGCCGACGGCAGCAUGGGUGGAAAUAGUUUCUCCCGUGCCUACAUCGCGCUCCGCUCGCACCAAGACGUUCUAGAAUUCAGGGACAAGUGGGACGAUUAUGUCUGUCUGGACGAGAGGGGUCAGGAGUACCCGCUAGUCGUCGAGUUCGCACCGUUCCAGAAGAUGCCGCGCAAGAAACCGAAGAAGGCUGACAGCAAAUGCGGCACCCUCGAGAAUGAUCCUGAAUACCUUGAAUUCCUCGAAACCAUGGACCUCGAAGAGGGAAUCGAAUUGCCCUCCAUGGAAACCACAGUAGAGGAACUUGAGAGACGAGACCGUGAGCUGAGAGCGAACAAUGGAGUUCCUAACGUUCUCACACCUCUAAUUGAAUUCGUACUCGCUAAGAAAAUGGAGAAGCUCCGACUGCGAGAGGAGAAGAGGGAAGAGAAAAAGCGAAAAAGAGAGAUGGAAAGGAAGAAAUCCCGAGACGAGAAACGUAGGCCGAAGAGGGUUUUCACGGCAGCCAAGAUAAACAAAGAUGGGGUCAUCCGCGAGGAAUCCGAAGAGGAGACAUAUUACGAGCAGUCGAAACUUCUAUCAUUCGCUCUCAUCAGGACCCUUGAGGAGGAGCCGGGUUUCUCGGGCAGACAGAGACCUGGUCGAUUGUCUCAAGAAAGGGAAGACAAUAUCCGAUCUGCAAAAUAUUCAGAAGAAGAGCCGAGAGCUCCGAGGAAGUCCGCUAGAGCUCAUGAAUCCGGGGACGUCUUCGAGGAAGACAGGCCAGGACCUUCAAGCCGACGCGAGAGAAGGGGGCCGAGAAACGCUGAAAGACACAAAAAUAGCAAUUCGUUCUCGGAAUCUUCGUCGAAAGAACUUGCCAGCUCUUCGCACGAGGCCCCCGAGUCGAGACCUUCGGACGCGGUUGCUAGCAAGGCAGAACGAUCGGAGCGCAAGGACAAGCAGAGCAGGAAGGAGCGGCCGGCAGAGAAGAAACCUCGACCGGCUCGAAAAGACGAGAGGCAGCAGCCAAAGAAGGAAACGCAGCAACCGAAAGCCCAGUCCAAGCGAUACUCGGACAUCCGACCCGGCGCGCAAGAAAGACAGCACCAGGCUUCGGAUGAGAGCAAGGACUCUUCACAUCAGUCUGAGGGUGAGAAAUCUCUGAACUUGGUUCCAUCCAAGGCCCGGAAUCAUCGGCAGGACCAACGGAGUUCCAAAGUGCGGAAUAGGGACCGACCAGCCCUGGAGAUCUACCGCCCCGGCCAGCGGAAAAAACAGGACAGCUCCGAGGACCGGAGCGCGCCUGAUGCUGAAUAA
Molecule: messenger RNA, 1494 nt
Organism: Galendromus occidentalis (western predatory mite)
Lineage: Eukaryota; Metazoa; Arthropoda; Arachnida; Mesostigmata; Phytoseiidae
Product: UPF3 regulator of nonsense mediated mRNA decay
Exons: 9
Coding region: 1-1494 (497 amino acids)
Biological process (GO): nuclear-transcribed mRNA catabolic process, nonsense-mediated decay; positive regulation of translation
Cellular component (GO): nucleolus; cytoplasm
Molecular function (GO): mRNA binding
Source: RefSeq, a predicted model, not a curated record